UCCGGGGAGCCGAGCCUGGAGUCCCCGGCGGCGGUGGAGUUAGAGCAGUUACCGGCCGUGGGGUUGCAGCAGCUUCUUAUCGUCUCCACGCACCGAGCAGGGCUUCUCCCGGUGGCGCUGCGGGUUCGGAGGGUCGGCCGCCAAGCAUAGGUUUCCUAAAAGACAGAAAAAUGGAGGAAUCAGUAAACCAAAUGCAACCACUGAAUGAGAAACAGAUAACCAAUUCUGAAGAUGGAUAUGUAUGGCAAGUCACUGAUAUGAAUCGACUACACCGGUUCUUAUGUUUUGGUUCUGAAGGUGGGACUUACUAUAUCAAAGAACAGAAGUUGGGCCUUGAAAAUGCUGAAGCUUUAAUUAGACUGAUUGAAGAUGGAAGAGGAUGUGAAGUGAUCCAGGAAAUAAAGUCAUUUAGUCAAGAAGGCAGAACCGCAAAGCAAGAGCCUAUGCUCUUUGCACUUGCCAUCUGUUCUCAGUGUUCCGACAUAAGCACAAAACAAGCAGCAUUUAAAGCUGUUUCUGAAGUUUGUCGCAUUCCUACACAUCUCUUUACUUUUAUCCAGUUUAAGAAAGAUCUGAAGGAAAGCAUGAAAUGUGGCAUGUGGGGUCGUGCCCUCCGGAAGGCUAUAGCAGACUGGUACAAUGAAAAGGGGGGCAUGGCCCUUGCUCUGGCAGUUACAAAGUAUAAACAAAGAAAUGGCUGGUCUCACAAAGAUCUAUUAAGAUUGUCACAUCUUAAACCUUCCAGUGAAGGACUUGCUAUUGUGACCAAAUAUAUUACAAAGGGCUGGAAAGAAGUCAAUGAAUUGUAUAAAGAAAAAGCACUUUCUGUGGAGACUGAAAAAUUAUUAAAGUAUCUGGAGGCUGUAGAGAAAGUGAAACGCACAAAAGAUGAACUGGAAGUCAUUCAUCUAAUAGAAGAGCAUAGAUUAGUUAGGGAACAUCUUCUAACAAAUCAUUUAAAGUCUAAAGAGGUAUGGAAGGCUUUGUUACAAGAAAUGCCUCUUACCGCAUUACUAAGGAAUCUAGGAAAGAUGACUGCUAAUUCAGUGCUUGAACCAGGAAAUUCAGAAGUAUCUUUAGUAUGUGAAAAACUGUGUAAUGAAAAACUGUUAAAAAAGGCUCGUAUACAUCCAUUUCAUGUUUUAAUUGCAUCAGAAACUUAUAAAACAGGUCAUGGUCUCAGAGGAAAACUAAAGUGGCGCCCUGAUGAGGAAAUUUUGAAAGCUUUGGAUGCCGCUUUUUAUAAAACAUUUAAGACAGUGGAGCCAACUGGAAAGCGUUUCUUGCUGGCUAUUGAUGUCAGUGCUUCUAUGAACCAGAGAGUUUUGGGUAGUGUACUCAAUGCUAGCACAGUUGCUGCAGCAAUGUGCAUGGUUGUCACACGAACAGAAAAAGAUUCUUAUGUAGUUGCUUUUUCAGAUGAAAUGGUACCAUGUCCAGUGACUGCAAAUAUGACAUUACAACAGGUUUUAAUGGCUAUGAGUCAGAUCCCAGCAGGUGGAACUGAUUGCUCUCUUCCAAUGAUCUGGGCUCAAAAGACAAACACAGCUGCUGAUGUCUUCAUUGUCUUCACUGAUAAUGAGACUUUUGCUGGAAGUGUUCAUCCUGCUUUUGCUCUCAGGGAGUAUCGAAAGAAAAUGGACAUUCCAGCUAAAUUGAUUGUUUGUGGAAUGACGUCAAAUGGUUUUACCAUUGCAGACCCAGAUGAUAGAGGCAUGUUGGAUAUGUGUGGCUUUGAUACUGGAGCUCUGGAUGUAAUUCGAAAUUUCACAUUAGAUGUGAUUUAACCAUAAGCACCAGCAUGAUCUAAGAGGUCCGUUGCCAUCAGUGAUCUCACUAAAAAUAUGUAGCUACUUCCCAGCUAAUCUUAAUCCAAUGAAAGAUGAUGAUAGUAUAGUAUGUGCAUAAUGGAAAAUUUACCUUACCAAAAAAAAAAAAAGAUGAGCCCAAAGUUCUUUCUGUCUACUAAACUAGCUUUUGGGAAAUAGCUUCAAAAUACACUGUAGCUCCCUCUAUCUAACAGAGAACUUCUUGUUGAUAGACACUGUAAAGUAGUCAAACAGUUUUGCUGUGGUGAAUAAUCACAUUUGUACGUAAAAGAAGUGAGAGCCAAAAGUAAGUAGUUCCUUAUCAUGUCACUUGUUUGAAAAGUGCUUAAAGUUUUCUUAAAUGUUUGCAUUGGGAAAGGACAGCUAUGAUAAUGUCCAAAUACUCUGAAAUGCACUGGACCAUGUAACUGUGAUGGAAUAUGAAAUUCAUGUGUAAAUUUUUAUACCAAGCAGUUUAAAAAAAAAAAAAGACAUUUGAUUAAAUUAUGAACAAGUUUUACAAAUUCCUUGAAGUUUUCUAAGAUCACGUAACUAGCAGCUUUCUUACUCUGUGAAAAAGAUGCUUUGAUAUUUUAUUUACACUUGUAGGAUUGUUACAUUAACCAGAAAAAUAGUGGAAAAACCCCUGAGAAAAGACACUAAAGUUUGUGUCAACUGAGGAAGUCUGUUUGGUUUGCAUUUUGUUUUUGUACAUUUUAUCACUGUGAGUGGGGGCAUGACUUGACAGUUUGUGCUAAAAUAUAACAACAAGCCAGGUGUAGCCACACUUUUUUUUUUUUCAUAGUCCUACCAAAUGAAAACAACAAACUGUUUUAAGCAUUUAAUUCCCCCACUCAUAAAUCUGAAAGUGACAAUUAAAAUCUCAACUGUAACCAGCUUAGCUUUUUCCUUACUUGAAAAUAAAUAUUCUAAUUACCUUUAACUAUUUUUUUAGUCAAUUGUCAGUGGGUUUUAGAUAUUUCCUAAUUGUAAACAUGUCAAUGACAUAUCUCUGUCCAUUAUUCAUUUGUGGCAAGACAUUCUUUUUUGAUAGUGUAAAAAAAUAAUAAUAAUAGAGCAAGCUAGGUCUUUCACGUUUGAAAGGCAACUUUUGAGUAACAUUACCACUAACCAGUCUGUAAGAAAAUUUUUUUUCUAUUUUACUUGUUAUGUAUAAUUAAACUUCCUUUUCAUUACA
Neomonachus schauinslandi (Hawaiian monk seal) is the source of this 3006-nucleotide messenger RNA. RefSeq names its product Ro60, Y RNA binding protein (gene RO60). Gene Ontology annotation, molecular function: RNA binding. NCBI's taxonomy places the organism in Eukaryota, Metazoa, Chordata, Mammalia, Carnivora, Phocidae. The record is from RefSeq and is a predicted model, not a curated record. Gene Ontology annotation, cellular component: ribonucleoprotein complex. The transcript is spliced from 9 exons. Bases 171 to 1787 code for a protein of 538 amino acids.